UUAUGUUGGAGUAGGUCUUGUAGGGCUAGGGUUAAACAAGGAUUAAGACUCCCAGUCGAAAGGUAAUUGGGUUUGAUCCCCAAUGUCCACAGAACAUCUAUAGGCAUCCUUGAAAACAAUUUUCUUACCUAUAACUGCACCCAAAUGUCUUUUUGCAAGAAAUAAUUGAGCACUUUUUGCAAAAUGACUGACUCUCUCUCUCCUAUAUCAAUGACGUGUUUCUUUCUUGCCUCCCCAUGGUUCCCCUCCCCCCUCCCGAGGAAACCCUGAAUGACACAUGAUGGACGGUGACAUGAUCAACAACGCAUGUUUCCUUGGCAAAAAGGCCUUUCUUAUUUACCGAGUAUCUCUGCUCACUGGGGCAGAUAUUGCGUUUCACAGAUGAAAAGUACUCGAUGUACAGUCAUCCAUCAAGCCCAGUUUGAUUCUCUAAUGGGUUUCGGUUGGUACGUGGUCUGGAUUAGAGAAGUGGGCAUCGGACCAGAGUUUGUUGGGAAUGUGCUACUGAGCAAGGCAGCUUACUCUCCCCGACAUACUUCCCGGUAUAACAUGAUUGGACAAGGCCGGGAUCGGGGUUGAAAUGUUUGUGUUCGUUUUUCAGAGGGUAGCUUUGGUCUUUACCAAAACUGUCUGUAGUAGUCCCAGGUCAGAAACAAGUUAUAUUUAAGGAACAACUUCUAUGUAAGAAAUUAGAAUAACUUCCAAAUUGCACCACAAGUAGAUACUUAAAAUGGUUUGCACCUCUAACCUUUUGUAAAACCAUUUUUGCCGUUAAUUAACCCCACAGCAACAAAAACAUGGAAAAACAGCCAAUUAGUACCCGCGCCCAGGGUUGAUUGAGUGGUAAUGCCUGGCUCAGGUGUCCUGUUCAGAUCUAUGCCUUACUUCAGCUUUUUAUAGAGAUUUGAUAUUCCAAGAGUUAUUUGUCACGUCUCUCCAAGCCCCCAAAAUAAAUAGCAUGUCUCCCACUGUAGGGGGGCUGGGGGGAGUGGGGAGAGAGAGCCAAGUAAUGGUAUCAGGCAGUGUUGGUUGUGACCCCUCACCACCAACCACCCUCCCUCCUCCCAAGCUCCGUCAUGCCGAUGCGUGUGUGCGCUCCUGUUGCUCGUCUCCUGUCAGUCUGCUACUCUUGUUGCCCCCCCUUCUCUCCCCAGUCGUGUCAAAGCUGCUCAUUCCGUGGUUGUCGCUGACAUCUGCCAGUCAUUUGAAUGGAGACGGUUCCCUAUUAUCGCGCCGCCUAAACCAUGAUUGGUGCAGCUUGAGGGAGGCCCUUCAGCGAAGUAACAGCAGUCCCGACUAGGAAAUGCUAGCCGCUUUAUGUACUUGAGAAGCAGUUGGGGAGUCUAGUCCAGGUGACAGUUUUUUUUUGUCUGCAGAAGACAUGCCUGCAGAACUUUGCCAAAUCCCACAGGUGGGAGAAGCCACCGACUUGUCAAAGACCUUGAUGGAAAAUGCUGAUUUUGGUCUGAACGUCCUCAUGGAAUACGCAGAGCGGAAACCUGUCUAUGGAGAUAUGGUUCCAUCCGGCCUGGACUGUGCUCAAUGUUUCAGCAAUAAUGGACAUUUUCUCGAAAAUGAGAUUAAGCCUGAGAGCGCAUGGAAAGAAAAUGCCCAAAGCUUUGAGCAUAAUGUUGAACAAUUCAAUUUAGAGGGUAAACCUGAACAGUCUGAAGAUUUGGACUUAAAGGAGCCAUUUGAUGUUUUUGCUCAGCACUGUGGGUGUUGGACCUACCAGUGCUGCGCUAGUCGCAGCUUUGCAUAUGAAUGCAGGUCAUCUUGUGAACACUGUGCCGAACACUUCCAAUUAUCCCCGCAACGCGAGCCUCUUGAACAGUUUGACUCUUUCGACUCUGAGCCAGAGAUUGCCACAGUGAACGCUGAGGCUUUCGGACAAUGUGAACCAGUUGAUUGUAUUUCUGGCCAUAGUGAACAAUUGGACUUACCAAACCAACACAUGGUUUUGGGUCAACAAUUUACCUGCUUUGACACAGCAGGACAAGACUUGACUGAGGAUUUGGAACAAUGCCAAAAGUCUGCUGUUUUGAAUGAAAACUCUGCGGAGACUGGAGAUUCAUUUGACAGUGACACUGAAGUUUGUGAGUAUUAUGACGAGCAUGAAGAAACUGAAAGCUCAGAAGUUAUUGAUGAGCAAACAGAAGAUGAUGAGGAUUCGCCACUUAGCAAUGAAGAGUGUUCUAUAUUAUCAGAGGAGGUUAACUUAAUUCAUGCUGAAACACUGCUUCAAGACAGUUCUCAUGAAAGCACAGAUUACCUAUAUGAAGAUGAAGAUGAUGAUUAUGAUGAUAAUGAUGAUGAUGAUGAUGAUGAUGGAGGCCAGCUAGAUGAAAAAUGCAACCCUCAGGAUGUUGCUUACGAUGUAUCAAAUUAUGAAACAGAAAACUAUGGAGUGUCUGAUAACCACAGUCUCUGUUCUUCCAACGAUGAAAGUGGACACAUUGAAACUGAUUGUGACUCAGGAGAACACAUGUUUGUCCCGGAGUCUGACAUCAACCCUGAGGAAGAUGGUUACUCAGACUGCUCUGAAAACAGAUCAUUUGAGACUUGCUCCAAUGGGAGCGCUCGAUCAGAGUCCUGCUUGGAUUUAUCUGGAGGAUCUGAUAAAGGAGCCCAUGAAGAUUCUGGGGAUGAACAAAUCCAGUGGGAAUCAUUUGAUGGUGAUGAUGAAGAAGAAGAAGAAGACGACAACGAUGAUGUGGAUGACACCAAUACUGAUAUGGAACAAGCCAAGGAAAAUAAGGACGUUGACACCAACCUCUUUGACUUAUUUGACAGGGAAGACUACUAUGGACUCUCUUUUCUACAGAGGAAACCUUAUAUUUCUUGUUUUGAUGGCGGGGAUAUCCAUGAGCAUCUGUAUCGUGAAGAACCAAAACCUGUCGUGCAGAAAGUCAAAGCCAAAAGGGCGACUAGGCGUAGGAGAAUGAAGGAACGGGCAAUCAUUUCAGCUGACCGAUCCCCUGUUGAUGUACAGAACUCUGACAUUGAAGAGACCCUUCUCAGGGAUUCACCUAAAGACUCAAAUGCUACAGUAGAACAGGAAGUGCUAAAUGAAGAUCAAACUGUCAUUGUGGAUAAAAAUGAAUCUUGGGUCAGCAGCGAAAAGGAGGGAGAUGAUGAAACCGCCCGUGAAGAGGACUGGGAGUCGAGCGGUUAUGGAUAUGUCCCCAGCAAUGAGGAACAAGCUGAAGAGGAUGACAUGACUAGUCCUGUAUCUGUAAAUGACAAUAUGCAAGCACCAUGUGCGGAUGCCAUUUCUGUCGAAGGCGAUGCGUAUGAAGAUCGUGAAACUCCAACAUUUGUUUCUGCCUUUGUUGACGUUUUGGCCAUUGAUCCAUGCCAGGAAACCAGAGCUGAGGGCACAACGGCCACACAACAAGAGCUUCUCCAUAUACUUGACGGGAAUGAGAACGGUGGAGAACAAGAUGUUUUUAAUUUGUGUUCGGAAAGGGAGCCAUAUUGGGCAGAAGGCCAAAAUGGCUCAAAGGACUGCGAUGUUGAGGAUUACUAUGCAUAUCAAAUUAAAAGCAUGCGAUCAUCUAUUAAAAUAGCGGCCACACAAAGAACACAAGGCAAGAUGGUCCCAGAAACGGAUGAUUGCAGACAAGUGCUUCAGGGUGAAUCGGAAGAAGGAACCGAUGCAAUCCUCAAACAUGUUGAAAGUUUCCCUGUUCCGGAGGACAGCUCAAAUGGACUAAUCCUUGCUCAUCCCUCUGAGGCAGGUCCUCCUUUAAACCUAAUUCACAGCGUACUUCCUGAAGGUGUUAGAGCCGAGAGGAAGAAUAGCCUGGCUGUGGAAGAUGAGGAAAGUGAUCUUGAUGAAGUUGGUGAAGAUGAGCCUUGUGAAUGUGAAUACUGCAUUCCACCUGAAGAACAGGUUCCGACAAAGCCACUUCUUCCGCAGAUCAAGUCGAAGGACUCAGGGAAGAUCUGUGUGGUCAUUGACCUGGAUGAAACCCUGGUUCAUAGCUCAUUCAAGCCAGUGAACAAUGCUGAUUUUAUCAUUCCAGUGGAAAUCGAUGGAACAGUUCAUCAGGUUUAUGUGCUGAAAAGGCCGCACGUUGAUGAGUUCCUCAAGCGGAUGGGGGAGCUGUUUGAGUGUGUUCUGUUCACCGCCAGCUUAUCCAAGUAUGCAGACCCUGUGUCUGACCUUCUGGACAAGUGGGGUGCGUUCCGGGGUCGUCUCUUCCGGGAAUCGUGUGUCUUCCACCGGGGGAACUACGUCAAGGACCUCAGCCGGCUCGGCCGUGACCUCCACAAGGUCAUAAUCAUCGACAACUCUCCGGCCUCCUACGUCUUCCACCCUGACAAUGCUGUACCCGUAGCUUCCUGGUUCGACGACAUGUCGGACACUGAGCUCCUGGAUCUCAUCCCGUUCUUCGAGAGACUCAGCAAAGUGGACGACAUCUACGACAUUCUAAAGCAGCAGAGGACUACCAGCUAACAGAGAUCAGGAGAAAAACGUGGAAAGACCAGAAAUGCGAGGAAAGAUCGGUAAAGCACGAUCAAUCGGCAGACACCCUAAUCGCGGGGCCAUGGAGGCUGAUGGGACACUCACCCCUGCCUCUAAUGACAUCCUUUCCAUCUGAUAGGAAUCCGGUUCAGUCGAUCUUGCAUCAGUGUUUGUUUCCCUCUUUUUGUUAUGUAUGUUAAGGAAACAUGUAUUCAAGACUGAGCACAAGACCUAAAAGAUCACUUAAGGACAGCUAAUGCGUUGUGGGUGCAAAAUGCUUUUAACUCAAAGGCACAAAUGGCAGAUCCUCAACCUACAAAGGUAUUUAAUUAAUCACGUUUCCCAUACUGAACACCUUAAAGAUAUAGUUAUAUGUUAAUCUAAUCUAAUCCUGCCAGAAAAAAAAAAUAAUUUUGAUAAUUGUGUCCUAAAGGAACAAAACACUAUACGCCCUGAAUAUAGAUCGGCAUUCUGUGAACUGCUGUAAACAAAUGUGGCAGACAAGGCCACCUUAAGCUAAAGUUUGUUUGGUUUCAAGCCUUUAAUAUGAAGGGAGGUGUAAAGUGAGUUCAUUUCUCUUGCUUGUUGUACAAAAAAAACACGGUUAAUACUGCAAACUUGUUUACUUUUACCCUCUAUACCUAACUGCAACAGUUACGUUUUAGGGUAAACCCAGCAACACUGCAACAACUUGUUGUGUAUCAUGACCCUUAAAACUAGUGAUGUACGGUGUUGGUUUACAGAAAUUACCUACAGUCCACAAAACUUAAAACCAGCGCAGUAGGAUCUCAAUGGAUCACAACAAAAUACAAUCUCUGUAGCAGACCUUCCCGCUUGCAGACUGGACUGGCUGCAGUUCUCUCGCCAUCUGACCUUUGUAAUUUUCAUCUGAAUAAUACAAUUGUAUUGAUUUUUCUUUUUUCGAAAUAAAUGUCAUGUUUUGUAUGUUAUAUAGGCAAACCAAUUUUAACCAAGGAAUAGAAAAUGGACAAUCCAUUUGUAACUCAAAUUGAUGAACAUGUGUUUUUUAUGACUGUACUGCAUGAGAAGGGUUUGGUAAGUGACAGAUGACGGUUGGAUAAUGGACACUUGGGAUGCAUCCUAUCUAUAAACUUGAAUCGGUUUUGUAAUGGCGUCUAGUCCGCUACUGCUCACGUCCUUUUAACGGUCUGAUUCCGAUGGAAGAGUCCUGUUGCUCUCUUGGGGCCUCCCAUUCACUUUUACUCCAGAGUCGCUGGGUGCGUGCGUGUGUGUGUGUGUGUGUGGUGUUUUCGGCAUCAUUGUUGAAAACACGUUUUUGUUGAUACCAAGUAAAACCUUUAAUGCCAGGAAGCUAUUGUAACCCCUUUCUACUUUAGUUUUUGAAGAUAACGAUUUAAUCUCUUUUUUUUUUACUGUAUGCAACAAGAGUAUUAACGUUGACAGCCAAGUAAAGAUACUGGUGAAAUACAUAUUUGAUUGGUUUGUUAAAUUGAAAAUAACUAAACAAAACAUAUUUGUACCCUGUAUCAAUAAAGCAUGUUUUAUUGAGGCCAAUUGGCAAUACCAUAAUUGUUUCCAAAGACACUAAAGGGUCCAAGACAACAUAUGAAAUGAAAAAUAAAAUACACUUGGAAUAGACUUCAUAUGAAAACACAACAAAUUCACCCUUAAGUUCCACAUGCCCAUCCAGAAGACUCAUUUAAUACAACGUCCUAUUGAUAUCAUCCUCACUUUCAACCAAAAGUACCACCGUGUUUUGGCCCAGUGUAUUUACAUUUUACUAACCCUUCGUCUUCAAAGCAAGCUGUGCAGUCUUCAACAUCAAAACAACUAAACAAAUGUCAGACGAUGGUAAAUGGACAACAUUCAAUUCCCAAGGGAAAUUGCAUUGAUUAAAUUGUCACUAGUCAGGUUCACUUAAAAUUAUCUUUUAGUUCUUUAAACUUCAACUUCAAAGGACCUUUUAAAUACAGCCAAAGUAUUUAAAAUAUUUCAACAAACUUGAACCGUGCCAAAAAGGGAAGCAAAGCAGACUAUUACUGUAGAUGUAUACUAGGUGGAUGCUUUUAUCCAAAGCCAUGACCGCAUACAUUAUUUUUUCAGUCUGAAAUAUUAUCAUGAAAUCAUCUCAUCGCAGGUGUGUCACAUCAACUCUUAUGGAGCAGGUGAGCGGUUUACCAGAUCAGCCAAUAAGAGGGCAUGCAAAAGCAUUUGUUUAACCUAGAGAGUUAUUCAAACCAAUCUUCUGGGGUUUGGUUUUUCUUUUGAACCAGUUAUCGUUACAUUCCUCGACAAUGAUUGAUGAUUAAACGCAAACAGUUAUAUUGAUACAUCGGAGUUGCAGGGUUCGUAUAGAGCCGUUAGUGUUACCGUAGCAAUUCCUAUUGCAAACAUGAGAUGGCUCUUCAUUACAAUUAAGUUAGUUGAAAGUCUUGUCACACUAUUAAACAUACAAUAAUCUGAUGGACUUUGAUAUAUGUAUCUCAUGUAAACCUUGAAUUAAUUUAAAUCAUCUGCAUUUUAUUUUAACAGAUUAACGGACUAAUGGUACUGUAGGUAAGACUUAAGAGCUAUCAUUUGAGCGGAACUUGUUAGAAAUGCCAUAGCCAUAUGUCAGCUGUUGGUGAGUGACUGUGUGCCUGCUUUUACAAGAACGCUUUCAGACUGCUCCCGGGUAAUUUCUGGGUAUUUCGUCCAUGAUAGUAUCGAGGAAUCCAUCAUGCCUGCAAAUAACAUUCACUCACAGGUCAGUAACACCUUAAUGCAAGAGAAACAUAGAGAGGAAGGGAGCGGAGAGGGGUUGUGUUUUUUUGGUUUAGUUUCUAAAUCUUUCUAAAGCUUUUUUCCACUAUCUCUUUACAGCUUUCAAAUCUUAACUACAGCACCUAUAACCUCACAUACAUAUUUCAACAUUCAUAAUUUGCAUGUAUUCAACUGGCAGGUCUUUCUAUAUGCAAGUCUUUUUCAUCAAUAUACCGGUAAAUGGUUUUUUAUUGGAAUCUUUGUACUAUAGUGUUGGGUUUUCAAUGGUGCCCUUUUCGAGAUUUUCGAUUUUGUUGUUCUACAUCAAACUUUCAUGGAGGUUUGAAAAAUCACGACUAUUAUAAAAAGUUGAUGUGUUGUUAGGCCAUGGCUUGCAGCUAAAAAAAUGAUGACUUUAUUCACAUAUAGUAUACCUCAUCGCUCACAACAUUAUUCAACACCAUCAAGUCAGCUUUCAAUAAUAAUAUAAUAUAAUCCAUUUUGGAACCAAGGCACCUUACAGUAUAGUGUAUGAGUGCAUGCAUUUGCUUUUUAGUUUGUUUGCAUCUCUUGACUAUUGUCAGGUCAAAACAACCAGUGCACUGUAAGUUAAUCCUAUAGCUGGGCGAUGACACCCUGUCAAUCAGGGAUCACCUGUGAAAUGUAAGCAGAGAAGAAGAGUGUUAGAAAUAGAGACCGUCCAUCAGUGAACUUGGCAUUAGUUUAGUCAAAACGUACUCGAUACUGUAAGGUAUAGCUGCCCAACCUCUGUCCAAUAUAGGCCAAUGUUUGGGAAGGGAAGAAUGUGACCAUUUAUGAGGAUGAACACAACACACAUUUUGAGGAUACUUUUUAAAUAAAUUUGCAGUUUCAAUAGCUUUUAUUUUUAAUUCAUAUCAUAUCACUUUAUUUCCUAUCAUAUGCUGACCUUCUUAACACCUUUUCUAUUUCUAGUUCCUUUAUCUCCAUUUCCCUGCGGGGUGCCUCCUCCAUUUACACUUUAAUCAAGCCACUUUAUGAGUGACUAAAACCCGAUCCAGAUGAAUGAACUCAAUACUCUCUCAUUAAUAGGAAACCUUUAUACUGCUAAAUAUAGUUUAGCCUACUAUCAUUCAACU
Gadus chalcogrammus (walleye pollock) is the source of this 8313-nucleotide messenger RNA. RefSeq names its product CTD (carboxy-terminal domain, RNA polymerase II, polypeptide A) small phosphatase 1 (gene ctdsp1). Gene Ontology annotation, molecular function: RNA polymerase II CTD heptapeptide repeat phosphatase activity. Bases 1382 to 4462 code for a protein of 1026 amino acids. The transcript is spliced from 6 exons. The record is from RefSeq and is a predicted model, not a curated record. Lineage: Eukaryota; Metazoa; Chordata; Actinopteri; Gadiformes; Gadidae.